AUGCAGUUCUUCAUCGCCGCCGCCGCCCUCCUUGGCCUCGCCUCGGCCGCCAAGGUCACCGACGCCACCCUCCGUGACAACAACGGCCUCCAGUCGGCCGAGCUGUCCAUCGACGGCGUCAAGUGCUCUGCCACCAGCGCGGCCGCCCUCGGCGCCCGCCAGAUCGCCUGCCCCGGCUCCGCCUUCAGCUGGCACGUCGACGGCUCCGCCUCCGACUACCAGGUCACCCUCUUCAAGGGAACCAACACUGGCGACCCCCAGGCCUCGGCCAAGCUCCCCGUCGACUGCCGCGCUGGCGGUGCCGGCCAGAACGACCAGGUCUGCACCCAGGUCGGCGACGCUACCGUCGACAUCUAA
Diplodia corticola is the source of this 357-nucleotide messenger RNA. Its product is annotated as major allergen alt. The transcript is spliced from 2 exons. NCBI's taxonomy places the organism in Eukaryota, Fungi, Ascomycota, Dothideomycetes, Botryosphaeriales, Botryosphaeriaceae. The coding region runs from base 1 to 357 and encodes 118 amino acids. The record is from RefSeq and is a predicted model, not a curated record.